This is a messenger RNA of Macrobrachium nipponense, 4365 nucleotides long. Its product is annotated as zinc finger CCCH-type with G patch domain-containing protein-like. The record is from RefSeq and is a predicted model, not a curated record. The transcript has 11 exons. NCBI's taxonomy places the organism in Eukaryota, Metazoa, Arthropoda, Malacostraca, Decapoda, Palaemonidae. Gene Ontology annotation, biological process: negative regulation of transcription by RNA polymerase II. Gene Ontology annotation, molecular function: RNA polymerase II cis-regulatory region sequence-specific DNA binding; DNA-binding transcription repressor activity, RNA polymerase II-specific; metal ion binding. Gene Ontology annotation, cellular component: nucleus. The coding region runs from base 418 to 2043 and encodes 541 amino acids.
CUGCCGUCGAACAAUUGCAAGAAGAAGAAGAAGAAGAAGAGCAAUUUGUAAACAACUUUCAGGAAAUAGUUUGUUUUUGUAUGUUAGAUAAUUCUUCAAAAGCUAUUUUCGUUAAUUGGUAUAACCUUAACCAUUAGAAUUAAAAUUAUCCGGGAUUCCACUCGAGAAAGCAAAUGACCGAGCAGCGACAUAGCAGCCUCCAGUCCUGGAAUGAGGCCAUCUUCCCGAAAAAUUACUUAAAUUCUCUGCCUUGAGCAUCAGUCAAGAGUUGUGGCCCAUCCAGACAGCACACUGAGACCUCUACAGUACUCUCGAAAUGUAUCCACUUCUCAAAGGGGAGAUGGUUUUUAGAAGUCAUUUAAUCCUAACAGAAUGAAUCCAAGUUAAGAGUUAAAAGAAUACUAUACUACAGUAGACAUGUCAACUGAGGAGUUGUGUGCCUCUAUAGAGGUGUACCAAACACAGCUGAAACAGAUUGAAGAAGCCUUAGCUUGUGCUGGUGCAGAAGAAAAACAACAACUUUUGGAACUACAAGAAAAUUUGCUGCAGCUCUUAGACCUAACACUUCAGCAGUUGAAUCAACAGUCAAGUAAUGAACCAGUACGAGAUGAGCAAAGCAAUACAAAAGAAGACGAGGAAAUAAAGAAUGGAAAGUGCAGCACAUCUGCAUCGGAAAACAAUGAUAUUGACGACGAAUUUGCAUUGUUUCAGUCGGAAAUAGCAGAACUCACAGGAGAUGAUGAAGAAAAGGAAACAAAAUAUUCCAAGCAAUAUAUUGAGGGGUUGGAAGGGACUAAAUGCCGAUGUCCGUUUGUAGAGAAGUGGGGAGGACACUCGUAUCACAAUGCUCUCAUUCUGAGUAUUGUGAAGGAAGAGGAUGGUAACAUCGAUUUGGAUAGCCCUAAGGUGCGGGUGUUAUUUGUGCAGCCGAUGAGUAUGGAAAUGUUGACGUGCCGCUUCUUUCUCUCUGGUCGCUGUAAAUAUUCAGAAGAUGCCUGUCGAUUUUCUCAUGGCAAAAUUGUAGAAGUUUCUGACAUCCGAGAAUACAGCGAGCCAGUGUAUGAAGACCUACAGCCUGGAAGCAGGGUUUUAGUCCAGUAUAGUGAGGACUUAUGGGCAGCUGCAACAAUUCAGGACAUUUUGGAAGACAGAUCAGCAUUUUGUGUGAAGUAUGACAAGAGCAAGAAAGUAGCAGAGGUGCAAGCAAUGCAGAUGAUACCCUUGAUUUGCGACGAUGGGGCAGACAGUGAGGAAGCUGAUUCUGGAAAAGAGGGGAACCAAGACGAGAGUUCGAUCAAAUCUGGUAAUGAAGAAAUGACGGAUGAAGAUGACAGUGACGACGAAAGAAGUGUCUUUGUCCCUACAAACACUUGGUUUCAGUGUUCACUCACUCAGCGCCUUGGAGACUGGGAAAAGUACACAACAGGUAUUGGCUCUAAGCUAAUGCAGAAAAUGGGAUACAUCGUGGGCACAGGCUUAGGCCCAUCUGGAGAGGGAAGAGUAGAACCUGUGGUGGCUUAUGUAUACCCACAAGGAGUCUCUCUAGAUCGCUGUAUGGAGCUGAGAGAGGCAUCAAAUGGAGAAGAGUUAUUACAAGUGGAGAAAAGGCUGGAGAGGGAAAAAAGAAAGGAGGAAGCGAAAUCUGCACAAGCAGCAGAAAGACUGCGAAAAUCUACCUCAGUAUUUGACAUAAUCAACAAGAAAUUGAGUGGAAAGGCUACGGGUAAUGAAGAUGAUAGUGAUGAUGAAUUCCAACAAAGACCUGUUAUGAAUGUGAGCAAAUCAGUUUUACAGAAAGACACAACUAAAGACUUGAACAGAAAGAAUUACCAACUUGGUGAAAACAUUAAGCAGUUACAAAGAGAAAUCAGUAAAAUUGAAGAAUCAAGGGAUCGACACACAGGAAAUACUGCUACACUAAAUGCUAUAGAGACAAAGCUACAAGGUAAAAAAAUAGACCUCCAUAAAAUGCAGGAAGCCGAAAGAAAAGUUCAAGGAGAGCAAAGAUAUAGAAAAGAUAAAAGAAAAUUUUGUGUCUUCUGAAAAGAGUGGUCCUUGGAGUGUAGUGUAUACUUUAAUAUUAUUUGUUUUCUUAUUGUAAAUUAAUCCAUAAUGAACUCUAUCACUCAGAUACAACAAGGUAUAUCCGGUAAAGCUCAUUUUUAUAAAUACUUCUUCCACAUAUACGACUCAUGGCCUACUUAGCCAAUUGCUUCAGUUCAAAUCGAUAUCUACAAACGUAUUUGAAUUGAGAAAAGUCUGCUGACAGCAUAACAGUUACCCUACCACUUACACAUUUCCUUUUCAAUAAAUACCACCAUUUUUACUUUUCAACAACUUAGAUAAGUAUGAACAUGAAGGUUCACGUUCUCUUUUGUCUUUGUUGGACGUUGACAAAUGCUAUAACUAACCUCAAAUGCAAUUUCUUUGAUGGUGCUGUCAUUUUCUGUGAUAACGAAAAAUUAUGAUGCAAAGUUAAACUUAUAAAAAUUAAGUAAAAGUGUUCCUUAUGUAUAAAAUUAGAAGUCAAGGGUAUUAAGGGAAACUGGCUCAUGGUAGGAUAAUAUACAAAUGCCCAGUAACUGUUGGGUUUACAUGUUUUCUUUUCAUACAGUGGGAGUUAUGGAGUGCAGUAUGCUUUCCAUAUAAAUUAUCCAGCAUGACAAGAACAAGAAAGGGGGUUGAGAGCAAGCAGCCAAAAGGCACAAAAAAUGGACACCACAAAAUCGACAUACUUUCAGCUAAACGAAUAAGUUUGGCUUGCAAUCCGAAUUAUCAUAAUCCACUUAGACCAUUAGUGUACAGCAACAGUUUUCAAGCCCUAAAUACAAUGUAAUAAAUCUAACACAAUAUUAAACAAAACAAUCUGAAAAAACUAAAUUACAAAAAGUAUAUACAAAUAAAAAUAACACAAAUAUUUGGUACUUGCCAUAGUCUGUGUCCAAUCCAGAAAUUAUCAACAAAUCCUCCUUGGGAGGCAUGCUCACAGUAAGGGGGAAAAAAUAAUACAAUCACAGUUACACUUUGGUACUACUUCCAAAAAGAACAAUGCAGUAGUUUGAAGUUCACUGGGAGAUUAAGAACACCAAGGUUCUUAUGAAAUGGUUCAGCGUGGUAUUGUAAGAGACUGGGAGCUGCAGGGUAUCAGUCUUAUGACUGCCUGAUGCUACACUUAAAAUUGUGAAAGAAAUGCCUGCUAAGUAUGCAUUUUUCAAAAGUUCAGUUAUCAGAGAUGUUACAUACAAUUUCUGAUCAUACUGAAAGAAGUGUAACUAAGGAAUUUUGUGAAGUAAAUAUAGUAAGACAAAAAAUUAUAUUCAAGGAAUUGUUUUCACAGGCCCAGUGCAUUGAAACAUCAACCACAGUGAUGUACUGAACAUCAAGAGUAAGGACUCAAAUAACCCGAGAAUGUGUGAAAUGGCUAGUAAAUAAAACCCCAAAUGAUUACCAAUGCACUCAUUCCGAGUAGGUUGCCAGGAGGGAAUGUAACCCCCUAUGGAAGUAGGAAAUUACCCAUGGGGGAUUUGUCACCUUCUGUGUUAGCAGCAACUCAUUUUAAAGGUGUUUACUUAGUUGCUUGCUUUGAACUGAAGCCUUAGGCUGUGUAUGGCACUAGUAUGUUCAUAAUUAAGUCACUUGAGUUCUUGUAAAAAAAAAUCAGUUCAUUGAAUGAAAAGGAACUCAUAUGUUAGAAUUUUAUUACUGGACAUUAUAGACAUCCAAUGCCAUCUAAUGAGGUAGUGAUAUUAUUAAUAUCAAAGACUUAGAAUAUUUGCAGAGAAAAGUCCCUGUAAAGAUUCUAAAAAAGGGGGCAUAAUUUUAGCAUGUAUGUUUUUAUGCUAAACAUUAAUAGAAUUUCUGUGUUGACAUCUUUGAUUCAAACUUCAGCCAUUGCCAAAAGGUGAAAGCUUGGUAUAAUAGAUUUCAAUGAUAAAUCACAAAAUUUUCAAACAAAUACCUUGAUUUAUCCUUAGUUUAGAGGUAGGGUUAGAUCACGCCCGCAGCACCGUAAUCAUAAGUUAUUUGGUUAUGCAAGUACAAUUAUUUGUUUACCUGGAACCAGCCUGUAUGUAUCCCUGCAAGACAUGUUUAUGUGUUAACCUACUUGGGCUAAACUGGACUUGGAAUUUUAAUUAGCCUAAACUUAACCAUGAAGCAUAGAAUUACAAUGGGCAAGUAAAGGGUUAGGUGAGUGACCAAGGGAUUUUUAUGCCUUCAAGACUGGAGUAUUGUAACUUUUGCCAAUAGUAGAGACCUUUAGUUUGAUUGUCAGGUUGAAUUAUCCAUGAAAAUUAGCCACACUUCUGAUGCAUAAGGUAUGGAAGCUUGUGUAUAAUUACCCAAUUAAAUCAUUUCACAACCCAA